Molecule: messenger RNA, 1167 nt
Organism: Prorocentrum cordatum
Lineage: Eukaryota; Dinophyceae; Prorocentrales; Prorocentraceae
Source: the annotation of a GenBank genome assembly
AUGGUGGCCUUGAACUACCAGAGCUCCGACCUGCCCAUGGUCAACGAGGGCCUCUUCUCCCACGAGAACGGCGGCUGCGGCUACAUCCUGAAGCCACCUCAGUGCCAGCCUAGCAACGGGGACUCACCUCCAGGUUCGCAGCGGCCAGCGGUUACGCAGUGCGUCAUCGAGCUGCGGGUGCUCUCGGGCCACGACCUGCCGAAGCCCGACGGGGCACGGUGGCGGAUGACGGGUGACGAGGCCAUCAAGCCCAUGGUGAGGGUGAGCCUCUGCGGAGCGGCUCCAGACAGGGUCACGCAGGAGACCUGCCGCGUCAUGGACAACGGCUUCAACCCGUGCUGGAACUGGACCAUGACCUUUCGGGUGACCGAGCCCGACGUUGCAGUCCUGGCCUUCGAGGUCUUCCACGUUUCGUCCGCCUCGGACGGCCGGACGGUCACGCCCAGCACGCCCAGCAACGCCGAGCCCUCCGAGGUUGAGCCGCCUGCUCGCUCGCGCGGGUCCGACCGCAUAUCCGAGUCUUCUGGGUCAUCGGCUGCAUCGUCGGUGCCACGGACCAGGCUUUCAAGGACCGGGGGCUCCUGCGGCGCAGCUCCAGCGGCUGCUCCAUCGGCCACGAGGGCGCGGACGGCGUCUCUUCGCCGACGUCGGCUGCGCGGGGUUCGUCGGCUUCCUCGGAGAGGCCGAGGACCAGGCCAAGGUCCCUGCUUACGUCCGCGAAGCCAAGGCUCGAGCUGGUCGCCUCCGCGGCCUUCCCGUUGUGCGGCCUGCGCGAGGGCGUCCGCUGGGCCCCCCUCCGCGACGGCCGGUUCCGCCAGAGGGAACGCUGCGGGCUGCUCCUCCACUGCAGCCUCGCCGGGCCCUGGGCCGACGCGCGGCGGCGAGCGGCCGCGGGCGGCGCCCCGCGGGCCCCAGCGGCGGCUGCCUCACCUGCCGCCGCCGCUGCGGGCGCCCCCCAGGCCAGCGCCCAGAUCGUUGUCACCCCGCCGGCGGACGCGCCCGCUGCCGCCAACGUGCGCGCCGGCGGCCCCGACUGCCUGCCGCCCGAAGGGCUGGAUCUCACCACGCCGGCGGACGAGCCGCCGAACGUCUCUGACUUGUGCUCGGAGGACGGCCCCGUCGUCGCAAUCUGAUCGCGCGCCAGCUGGCCACCUUUUCGCCCCCUAG